CCCUUUUCCAAGCCAUCACUGGACCGCUCCACCGCCGUGCCGCCGUCGCCUCUCCCACUCUUUUAGUCCUCAGACAUCUCCGCGGAAAAAGGAAAGGAGCAACAUCACCAUGCUCUACCAACGGACACGCCCAGCACUCGCAAGGCUCAUCGCCCGCCGUGGUCUCGCCACCCCCGCAUCCCUCCCCGUCAAGGACUGCUCCUCCAUUACCCCUCCCUACCCCCGCCUUCUCGACACUCUCAACAAUGUCCGCAGCGUCCUCGGCAAGGAUCGCAAGCUCACUCUCGCUGAGAAGAUCCUCUAUGCCCACCUCCGCAACCCAGAGGAGUCGCUCGGCGGCGGUGGCCAGGUACGCGGCGAGCGCUACCUCAAGCUCCGCCCUGACCGUGUAGCCAUGCAGGACGCGUCUGCGCAGAUGGCUUUGCUGCAGUUCAUGACGUGCGGGCUGUCCGAGUGCGCCGUGCCAGCCUCGAUCCAUUGCGACCAUCUUAUCCAGGCGCAGACCGGCGCCGCCGAGGAUCUUCCCCGUUCGAUCGAGAAUAACAAGGAAGUGUUUGAUUUCCUCGAGUCGGCAGGCAAGAAGUACGGUAUCGAGUUCUGGAAGCCAGGAUCGGGUAUUAUCCACCAGAUUGUUCUUGAGAACUACGCAGCACCCGGCCUUCUCAUGCUCGGUACCGAUUCGCAUACCCCCAAUGCAGGUGGUCUCGGCAUGCUCGCCAUCGGUGUUGGUGGCGCCGACGCCGUUGAUGCGCUCACCGAUACCCCAUGGGAGCUCAAGGCGCCCCUCAUCACCGGUGUCAAGCUCACCGGUCAGCUGAGCGGCUGGGCUACUCCCAAGGACCUUAUCCUCCACCUCGCUGGCAAGCUCACCGUUCGCGGCGGAACUGGCCGCAUCCUCGAGUACUUCGGUCCCGGUGUUGAGGCCCAGUCCUGCACCGGUCUCGCGACUAUCGCAAACAUGGGUGCCGAGGUUGGCGCCACUACCUCGACCUUCCCUUACUCGGCGAACAUGCGCGAGUACCUCAAGGCCACUGGCCGUGCCCCUGUCGCUGCGGCGGCGGACCAGGCUGCCCAGGCUGGUUUCCUUGCUGCCGACGAGGGCGCCGAGUUCGACGAGCUUAUCGAGAUCAACCUCUCCGAGCUUGAGCCUCAGCUCAACGGCCCCUUCACGCCCGACCUUGCCACCCCACUCUCCAAGUUUGGGUCGUUCAUCAGCGAGAACAAGUUUCCCAGCACUCUCUCGGCUGCGGCCAUUGGCUCUUGCACCAACUCGUCGUACGAGGACAUGUCCCGCGUCGCGUCCAUCGCCGAGCAGGCCAAGGCUGCUGGUCUGUCCUCCAAGGUGCCUUUCCUCGUCACUCCCGGCUCUGAAAUGAUCCGCGCCACCAUCGAGCGCGACGGCCUCCAGGGCACGCUCGAGAGUGUCGGCGCCACCGUCCUUGCCAACGCAUGCGGGCCCUGUAUCGGCCAGUGGAAGCGUGACGACAAGCAGGGCGAGGACAACGCCAUUCUCACCUCGUUUAACCGUAACUUCAAGGCGCGCAAUGACGGCAACCUGAAGACGAUGAACUUCCUCGCUUCUCCUGAGAUUGUCACCGCCAUGGCCUUCUCCGGUGACCUCAACUUCAACCCCAUGACCGACUCAAUCGAAACCCCCAACGGGCCGUUCAAGUUCCAGCCUCCCUCGGGCGACCGCCUCCCUCCCCAGGGCUACACCGGCGGAGACCUUUCGUUCGCGCCUACCCCGUCGCCCAAGCCCGUCCCAGAGACUGAGAUUGCCAUCUCGCCCACAUCAACUCGUCUCGAGAUCCUUGAGCCGUUCGGCACCGCCUUCGCUGAUGGGCCCGCCGAGCUCCCUGAGCUAACCUGUUUGCUCCGCGUCCGCGGCAAGUGCACCACCGACCACAUCAGUGCCGCCGGUGCUUGGCUCAAGUACAAGGGCCACCUCUCCAACAUUUCAGAGAACACGCUUAUGACCGCGGUCAAUGACGAGGGUGGCGAGAUCAACGUUGCCCGUGACGCCGAGGGCGAGGAUACCAUUCCCCACAUUAUGCAGCGCUACAAGAAGCGCGGAGAGCCAUGGAUGCUCGUCGUUGACGACAACUACGGCGAGGGAUCUGCUCGUGAGCACGCUGCUCUCCAGCCCCGCUUCUACGGCUGUGGUCUCAUUCUCGCGCGCUCCUUCGCCCGCAUCCACGAGACCAACCUCAAGAAGCAGGGCAUUCUCCCCCUUUGGCUCUCGGACAAGGCCGAUUACGCGAAGAUCUCGGCCGGAGACAAGGUCCAGACGGAGGGCCUCAAGGACCUCCUUGCAGGCAAGGCGGACGCACAGAUUCGCCUCAAGGUCACCAAGCCCUCGGGCGAGGUCGACUACGUGCCGACCAAGCACACGAUGAGCGUUGACCAGCUCAACUGGCUCCGCGCUGGCUCCGCCCUCAACUACAUAGGGGAACAGGCCCGUGCUGCUGGAGCCGCAUAGACAUGGAAUUGUAGAGGGCUGCUUGGCUGCUGUCGGCCUGCCAGGCGCCCGACCGGGAUUGUAGCAUUUGGACUGCAUGCAUAUGGGAUCAGCUGUCG
Cutaneotrichosporon oleaginosum is the source of this 2577-nucleotide messenger RNA. RefSeq lists its product as uncharacterized. The record is from RefSeq and is a predicted model, not a curated record. Lineage: Eukaryota; Fungi; Basidiomycota; Tremellomycetes; Trichosporonales; Trichosporonaceae. Gene Ontology annotation, cellular component: mitochondrion; cytosol. Gene Ontology annotation, biological process: tricarboxylic acid cycle. Gene Ontology annotation, molecular function: aconitate hydratase activity; 4 iron, 4 sulfur cluster binding.